Molecule: messenger RNA, 4683 nt
Organism: Hyaena hyaena (striped hyena)
Lineage: Eukaryota; Metazoa; Chordata; Mammalia; Carnivora; Hyaenidae
Gene: CUNH4orf50
Product: chromosome unknown C4orf50 homolog
Exons: 14
Coding region: 1-4683 (1560 amino acids)
Source: RefSeq, a predicted model, not a curated record
AUGGAGCCCGCAGCUCAAGGGCGGACUGAGAAAAGUUUCAGCUACAUUGUCAGAGCCCCCGGCCCCGAUGGGUUCGAUGUGAUGAACGUGGAUGUGAAGAUCGACACGUCCUGGCUGUUCCAGGAUGUAGAGGACGGUGGCAAGGGGCCGGGCUGCCCUCCUGCAGCUGGAAACCCAGACACGGACCCGGGCGCGCUCAGGAAGCAGCUGGAGUCCUCCGAGCGCAAGCUGUUGGCUGCUGUGGACAAGUACGUGAUGUUGGAGUCCGAGCUCAGGAGCAGAAUCCAGCAGCUGGAGCUGUCGGAGAGCCAGCUCCUCCGGAGGGUGGACCAGCUCAGCGCCCACGUGUUGCAGGAGAGGAGCCAAGCAAGGCGGGCCCAGGAGAAGCUGCAAGCCCUGCAGGGGGCUCUGGCCAGCCAGGUUCUGGAGAAGGAGCGCGUGGCCCGGCGGCAGCGGUGGCGGCUGCGGCGGCUGCGGGAGCGGCUGCGGCGCAAGGACGAGGCGCUGGGGCGGCAGGCGGCGGCCCUGGAGCGCUGCCGGCGGACGCAGCGGCGCCAGCUGGCCCUGGUGCGCGAGCAGGAGCGCGGCCUGCGGGAGCAGGUGCAGCGGCUGGAGCGGGACGUGCGGCGCCUGUGUCACGCGGCCGGCCUCCUGCUGGCCGAGCUGGACGCCCCGGCGCCGGGCAGCCCCCGCGCCCUCGGCCCGGCCGGCCCCGGAGGGGAGGCGGAGGAGCUGCGCGCUCUGCAGGCGCGGGCCGAGCGCGGCGAGCGCGAGCGGGAUGCAGCGGUGCGCGGGUUGCGGGAGCAGCGCGCCACGGAACGCCGGCUCCGCGGGCAGCUGGAGGAUCUUCGCUGCUGCAUCUACGAGCUCAAGCUGUCGGAGAUCGGCCUGCAGGGCCGGGUGGAGGACCUGGCGCAGCAAAACCGCAGCCUUCGAGAGGAGCUGGGGGCCCGGGCGUCCGGGGAGAGCGCGCGCAGCACCGCCGCUGCCGGUCCCUGCAGCCCGGAUGCCCUGAACCAGCUUGGGGAUGAGCCGCUGCCCCUGCCCAGGGUGGACACCCUGGAUGCCCGCCGAAGCCGAAGCUCGCAAACCUCCCUCUGCUCCGCCCGUGCCCCUGGACCGGGAGCCUUGGCAGGCUGGCUCUCCGAGGGGCGCUGCUCCUGGGACUGUGCUGGGGCCGGGGCCGGGCAAGGCCUGGACACCACAGACGGGUCCCUGGAAGACAUCACAGGCUCUGACGGCAGACGGCAGCCUCCAGCUGAGCCCCGCUUGGAUGAGCAGCCUCUUCUCCUCAUCCGUGGCUGCCCCCCUGGGGAUGGCUCACUCCUCCCUGUUGAGCUGGCCUGGAUUUCAGAGCAGAGGCUAGCUGCUGUCCAGGUCCUGGUGCGGACGUCCACACUCCCUCCCUGGGGACCGGCUGGGGACCCCCCUGCCCUGCCGCCACCGCCACUGCUCCGGGAGGCUUCUCCACCGGAAUCCCAGGUGCGACGGGUGCUGGACGCUGGGUUCCCACCUGCUCCCAGAGCCGGAGGACCCGCCUGCCGCGAUCACCGCUGGGCGAGCAGCCAGAAUGCCUCCCCCUGCACCAAGCCCUCACCGAUCGCAAGUCACCAAUUCAAGGCACCCAGAGACUUGAAAGAUCCUUGGAAGGAGGAGGGAGGGCCCCCAGAGUGGAGAACUGGGGAGCAGGGGGCGAGGAGGACUCAGGGCAGGAAGGAGGAAGACCUCGGUGACGAGAGCAAGCUAAGUCAGGAAAGCCGAGACUACUGGAGCCGGAGGGCUAGAAUCAGAGCCCCAGGGGGCGUGUCCAUCAAGAAUGGGGCUUCAGAAACCCAGCCCUCCGCCCCCUGCCCUGGGCCCAGGCCAGAGCUCCCAUUGCUGCUUCUGCAGGGGGAGGCCUCAGUGUCAGCUGAGGGCCCCACACCCCUGAGCAGGGGGCGGAGGGAGAGGUGGCUUUCAUCAUCAGAGGAGGAAGAGGCCCCUCCAGCCAGGGCCCAGGGCUCCCAGGGGUGGUCUCCAGCAGGCGCUCAGCUCCCUGCACGGCCGGGCGAGGAGGAAACACGUGUGUGGUCUGGAAACGCUCUGGAUCUGCAAGCAGGAAGCCCUGGGGACCAAAGGCAAGAAGAGAAGGAGGAGAAGGCAUCCCUUCUAGAAGGGUCUCUUCUGGGCCACAGGGAUGUCCCAGGGGAGCCUGGCCCCGAGGAAUGUGAGCACCAGGAAACCCUCUUCCUGGUGACAGACCAAGAUCUGACACUGUCUGCCCGAUUGGCCUUUCCACCCAGGGGAAUGGAGCCCCCCAGUAAUCCCUGGGCUCUGAGCCAAGGACCUGACAGAUCUGAGCUCAGAACAGAUGACUCUGAAAAGGAGGUAAAAGCUUCUUUCCAGCAAUUCUCCAUCCCAGAGCAUGGGGACAGGGGGCGACGGUGGCCAACCUCCAUGGUGGCCGGAGAGAGCGGGAGCGUGGCUCGGAAACAGCCCAGCUGCCAGGAGAGUGCUCACUCCCAGCAGGCUUUGGCAAAUCAGGGCUCAGAUAUUUGUUUGGCCAGGGAGGUCAGAGCCGGGGGGACUAGUGAAGAGGUCAGACCGAGAGGGACGGGGGUCCUGGGAGCCAGUGCCCUUCUUCCACGGAUAGUGCCUCAUUUGGAUGAUGUGUGUCCAGGCCCAGAGUGGCCCUCCAGGCUGGGGGAAAUCCAGCCCUCUCAGCCACUAGGAGCCCUUGACGGCCAGCUCAUUUCCAGGCUAGAAAAAGAGAGAAGCCAAGUGUCACAUGACGAUGCCAAGCCACAGGGCGACCGGGAGAGAUGCCGUAGAAAAGCAUGCGCCCUCGAGAGAGAGAGGGAGAGAGAUGUGACGAAGAUAGCCGCGCUCGAACAGGAAAACAGCAAGCUCUUAGGGGACGUCUCUCAGUUGGAGACAGAGCUGGACCAGUAUCGGCGGGUCAUUUCGGACCUGGAAGACUGCAACGGGAAAAGUUACGGCAAAAUUUCUGAGCUCGAGGAGGAAAACGAGCAAUUGAAAGGGCACCUGGCCCAACUUCAGAAAGCCAUGGCCGGGAGCAUCAGGAAAUCCAAAGGCGUGAUGGAGCACAUCACGCUGGAAAACCGUGAGCUCAAGGCGCUGAUCUCGGAGCUCGGGGUCAGUUACAAGGAGCUGAUGAAGGGCGUGCUGCUGGGGAUAGAAGACACGGCCCAGGCCUUCAGGGGGGAGAACGCCCAUCUUCUGAGCAGGGUCCGCGUCCUGGAGACAGAGGUCGCGUUGGGGGCCAGCACAGCAGAGGGCCGCUUGGUGAGGGCCGAGGAGGGUCCACAGGGGGAAAGCAAGAUGGUGGGGGCCAAGGGGAGUGCUGUGGAAAGGGGGGUGCAGGUGACUCAGCUUUCAGGGCAACCGACCGCAGGAGUCCACAGGCCGUCCUUGGGGGAGAAACCGGGUCUGGCUGAGAGGUGCGUGGGCCCUUCCUUGGGCCCGGAGAAUUCCGGAGAUGAUGCCAAUUCUGCCGUGUCGACGCUGGUGUGGGGAAGUACCGAAGCACCCAGUGCUCCGCGGGGAAACAUCGGUGGAGCAGGAGUGGAAGAAGCAUGUUUGGAAACGGAGGGGAAAAGGCCGUGGAGUUCUGCAGACCCAGGGCAAGCUCUGAGGGCCCUGGGCAACGGCCCCCAGCGGCGGGACCUGGAGGCGGACGCCCCCCGAGACGACCUCAGGCUGUGCGUCGGGCGCCUCCAGCACCAGGUGCUGACCCUGCGCUGCCAGCUCAGAGACCAGGCAUCGGCCCACCGGGAGCUGCAGGUCUCACAUGGGGAAGCCACCCGCCUCCGGGACCAGCUCAAGCGCGAGCUUGAGGAACUUCAGAAAAAGCAACAUGAGGCAAAUUCUGCCGUGGCUCCUUUGAAGGCCAAGCUGGCUUCUCUGGUCCAGAAGUGCCAGGAGAGAAACCGCCUGAUCACGCACCUACUGCGGGAGCUAUGCAGACACGGGGCGGCGGAUCACCUGCUCUCAGAGACAGCGCGGCGCAUGGUGGGCGACGUGGCACUGGCCGAGUACGCGGCCGCCUUCCUGGCUCCGGGGCUCCCAGAGCCUGCGUUUUCCGGGGGGAAACUGAGGCUCCAAGUAGUCAAAGAGCUGGUCCAGGUCACAGCUGGGGGCACGGCCACAGCCAUCUGCACGCCUGCCCUGCAGGAGGAAGGUCCUCGCAUCCGCCGCGGGUCACUCGGGCCAACCGGCCCCCCCCUGGACGCCGCGUCUGAGACAGCAGCAGCUGUAAGAGCUCAGAAAUACCUCCUGAAUCCCCAAACGGACAGCAGCAGCAUCCAAAGACCUUUACAUGCAGAGCCCUGGCCUGUUCCCAAGGCUGAGUGGCCAACACAGAACACGGCUAGACUGGAUUCUCCAAAGCCAUCAGCAGAACUGAGUGUCAACACCGCCCACUGGUCACUGCCUCCCGGGGUCCCGGGAGAGCUUUCCUCACCCUUGGGGCCGGCAGCCGAUCCUGGAGCGGGUCCAGAGCCAGCAUGCCCUGCGCGAAGCCUGGAAGAGGAAGGCGCACUGUCCCGUCCUGCCCGGCGAGCCGAUGACCUCCCGCCGCCCACUGAGCUCCUGAGCCCCGCGAGGAUCCUGGCUUUCCACAAAGAGCUUAGGCAGAGCAUUUGCAGCAAUUCCCAGGUCAAUAAAUCACCGCUGGAGUUAUAA